Messenger RNA from Haliaeetus leucocephalus (bald eagle), 1159 nucleotides. It is a transcript of the gene MRPL38, whose product is annotated as mitochondrial ribosomal protein L38. The record is from RefSeq and is a predicted model, not a curated record. Lineage: Eukaryota; Metazoa; Chordata; Aves; Accipitriformes; Accipitridae. The transcript has 9 exons. Bases 7 to 1143 code for a protein of 378 amino acids. Gene Ontology annotation, cellular component: mitochondrial large ribosomal subunit.
CGCACCAUGGCGGCGCCCUUGCUGAGCGCCGCGCUCUGCGGCGUCCGGGGCGGGCGGGCCUUCGGCACGGCCGCUGCGCUGUGCAGGCGGGCAGCCCCGCUGGGGCCGAUGCCCAACGAGGAUAUUGACGUCAGCAACUUGGAAGCACUGGAGAAAUACCGCAGUUUCACUCGCUACUUCAGGCUGGCGGAAAAGGAGAGCAGGAAGCCCCGGUGGUGGAAGACGUACCGGCAGCACACCAGCCCCCCGGCAGAGCCAAAGACCGACAUCAGCCUGCCGCGUGAUAAGCUGCUGCGGGCAAAGGAAAUCAAGGAAAGAAAAAAGAUCCUGAAGGAGAACCAUCAGAAUGCCGAGAUGGAAAGAGCAGCACGGCUCCGGACUGUGCUGAUUCCCCUCGAUGAAGUCAGAGCUGAGUGGGAGAAGACCAGCGGCCCGUUCCACAAGCAGCGUGUAGCGGAGCACUGUGGGAUAUUUCGUGACUUGUUCAAAGGGGCCACAUUCACCCCCUGGGUUACCUUGAGGGUGGAGUACAGCCAAGAAGAUGAGCACUUUGUGCCAGUCUACUAUGGGAACAUGGUGACUCCGUCAGAGGCUUCCAGUCCCCCUGCAGUGUCAUAUGAGGCAGAUAAAGGCUCCCUCUGGACUUUGCUGCUCACAAAUCCAGAUGGACAUUUAAGAAACACGGACUCGGAGUACCUCCACUGGCUGGUGACAAACAUCCCAGGCAAUGACAUCAAGUUGGGUAAGGAGAUCUGCCAUUACUUACCCCCUUUCCCUGCCAUGGGAACUGGCUACCAUCGCUUCAUCUUCCUCCUCUUCAAGCAAGACUGCCCCAUAGAUUUCAGCGAGGAUAUUCGGCCGAUGCCAUGCCACAGCCUCAAGAUGCGAACCUUUAGCACGUUUGACUUCUACAGAAAGCACGAGGAUGCAAUGACCCCAGCAGGGCUGGCGUUUUUCCAGUGUCAGUGGGACAGCUCUGUUACUUGGGUCUUCCAUCAGCUUCUCAAUAUGAGAGAGCCUGUGUUUGAAUUCGUGCGGCCGCCCGUUUACCAUCCUCCACAGUUAAAGUUCCCGCGCCACCAGCCUCUGAGGUACCUGGACAGAUACCGAGACACCGAGGAGCCCACCUACGGCAUUUACUAGGGACCUGGCCUUCUCU